Molecule: messenger RNA, 1636 nt
Organism: Aureobasidium pullulans EXF-150
Lineage: Eukaryota; Fungi; Ascomycota; Dothideomycetes; Dothideales; Saccotheciaceae
Exons: 3
Coding region: 1-1587 (528 amino acids)
Biological process (GO): amino acid transmembrane transport
Cellular component (GO): membrane
Molecular function (GO): amino acid transmembrane transporter activity
Source: RefSeq, a predicted model, not a curated record
AUGACCAGACUCGGUCUCACACCAGAUUCAUUCAAGCGUCGCACUCUUGAUGACAAGCACAACCAGCUCAACAAGACUCUCAAGGGUCGCCACUUGAGUAUGAUUGCCAUCGGUGGUUCCAUUGGUGCUGGUCUGUUCGUCGGCUCAGGUGGUGCUCUAAGAAGUGGUGGUCCCGCUUCGCUUCUGAUCGGUUUCGGUAUCAUGGGUGUCAUGAUCUUCAACGUCGUCUAUGCUCUCGGUGAACUCGCCAUCAUGUACCCUAUCUCUGGUGGCUUCUAUACCUACUCUGUCCGCUUCAUCGAUCCUGCCUGGGGUUUCGCCAUGGGCUGGAACUAUGUCUUCCAAUGGGCCAUUGUUCUACCACUCGAACUCGUCGUCGCAGGUCUCACUGUCAAUUACUGGGGUGCAGAUGUCAAUGUCGGCGUCUGGAUCACAGUCUUCUUCCUUCUCGUCGUCCUGAUCAACGUCUUCGGUGUUCUCGGCUAUGCGGAAGAAGAGUUCUGGGCCGCCCUGCUCAAGCUCUCGACAGUCUCUAUCUUCCUGAUCAUGGGAGUCAUCUUCGUCUGCGGUGGUGGUCCUUCGAACGGCAAAUACAGCGAAUACGUUGGCGCAAAGAACUGGUAUAACCCCGGUGCAUUUUCAGACGGCUUCCCUGGUCUCUGCUCAGUCUUUGUCACUGCCGCCUUCUCCUUCUCUGGUACUGAGCUCGUCGGUCUUGCCGCAGCCGAGUCGGCUACUCCUCAGAAGUCUCUGCCUUCUGCCGUCAAGCAAGUCUUCUGGCGCAUCACACUCUUCUACAUCCUCGGCUUGUUCUUUGUCGGUCUCCUCGUUCCUUACGACGACCCUCGCCUUCUCGGAUCUGGUGGCUACCUCGAUGUCUCGACCUCUCCCUUCGUCAUCACCGCCGUCGACGCUGGCAUUCCUGGCUUUGGCGACUUUGUCAACGCCGUCAUUCUGGUAUCCGUCAUCUCCAUCGGUCUGUCUGGUGUCUACGGUGGUUCUCGUACAUUGACUGCCCUGGCAGAGCAAGGCUACGCUCCCAAGAUCUUUACAUACAUCGACAGAGCUGGCCGUCCUCUCUGGUCUACCGUCUUUGUUCUCGCUUGGGCUCCUCUUGCCUACAUCACCUUGGCCAGUACUGGAGUCAUCGUGUUCAACUGGCUGCAGUCUCUGUCAGGUCUGGCUGCGCUCUUCACCUGGGGCUCUAUUUGUCUCGCACACAUCCGCUUCCGUGCCGCAUGGAAGUAUCAAGGCCACACUCUGGACGAGCUUCCAUUCAAGGCCGUCUUUGGCGUCGUUGGCUCAUGGAUUGGUCUGAUCUUGAUCAUCAUCGUCCUCAUUGCUCAGUUCUACGUCGCCAUCAGACCACUCGACGCUGAAGCUUUCUUCGCCUCAUACCUCGCAAUCUUCGUCGUCAUCGUAUUCUACAUUGUUGGAUGGGUCUGGAAGCGUGAAGGCUGGCACAAGCUUGCAGACAUUGACGUCGAUUCUGGCCGUCGCGAGAUCGACUGGGACCACUUCAACAAGCUGAGAGCUGUGCACGAUUCGCAUCCCAAGUGGCGCAGAUUCUUGAGCCAUAUCUUCUAGAUAGAACGUGCUUGGGGAGCCUAGCCUAUCGCUUGAAAAGGAUUCAGUG